This is a messenger RNA of Linum trigynum, 3136 nucleotides long. The record is from the annotation of a GenBank genome assembly. Lineage: Eukaryota; Viridiplantae; Streptophyta; Magnoliopsida; Malpighiales; Linaceae.
UACAAACGACUUCACUUUCUCUUUCCUUUUUUAAUGUUUUUUUAUUGUACUUUUCCCUUUUAGUUAAUUAAUAAUUUAUUAAGUAAACACACCCGGGUAAAACUAAAGAGUGGAAUCACAACCCUAGGAAAGAAAAAAAAAUCGCCUAGAAAGAAAAAGUGAGUUCUCAUCCGUAUCAUUGAUGCUCGUGGAGUUCCCAGCCUACAAGCCGAUAAAUCCAUCAUUCUCCCAUCGCGAUCCCAAUUCCAGUACCAGAUUUUUCAUGACGGCUAAAGAGAAUGAGAUUCCACUAUUUCCUAAUCGGGUGGCGGAUAGUGAUGAUGAUAAUCUAUAUGGGAAAACAGUGUCUAAUGAAGAUGAAGCUUAUACUCUCUACAAUAACUAUGCUUUACGACUUGGUUUCAGUGUGCGCCGAAGUAGAUACCGGUAUUCAAGUAAAACAGGAAAAAUUAGCCAACGUGAGUUUCUAUGUUCCAAGGAAGGCAUCACGGAUGAUGAUAAUCCACUUGAAGUGAAAAAGGUCAAUAGGUUGGAAACACGAACAGGGUGCAAAGCUUUCAUCCGUUUCAGCAUUGAGAAUGGUGUGUGGAAGGUGAUUGACUUCCAGCCCACACAUAAUCAUGAUCUUGCUUCACCAUCAGAGAGGCAUUUGCUGAAAUCUGGUCGAAAGAUUUCAAAGGAAAAGGCAGGUGUAAUUGAUACGAUGAAGGAUGCAGGACUCAGCACAAAAGAUGUUUAUGCAUAUAUUUCCACAGAACACGGAGGAGAUGAAAAUGUUGGGUUUUUACAGAAAGAUUGUUCUAAUCAUGUGCAUAGACAAAAGAUGGUGAAAGUUGAAGCAGGGGAUGCUCAAAGUCUGAUGAAUUAUUUGAAAAAGAAAAAAGCAGAAGACCCAAUGUUCUUUUAUGCAGUGCAAGUUGAUCAAAAGAAUCGGUUAACUAACUUUUUCUGGAGAGAUGGAAGAUCAAAGAUUGACUAUGAUUCUUUUGGAGAUGUGAUGAUAUUUGACACUACCUUUCGUACCAACAAGUAUAAUCUCAUUUGUGCUCCAUUUGUCGGUGUGAACCAUCAUUGGAACAAUGUUAUGUUUGGUUGUGCAUUCUUAUUGGACGAGACUGCGGCUUCAUUUAAGUGGUUAUUUCAGUCCUUUUUAGAGGCAAUGGGCAAUAGAGAACCUGCGACUAUCUUCACAGACCAAGACGCUGCUAUGGCAAAGGCAAUUAGAGAAGUGUUUAAAACCACAAAGCAUCGCCUAUGCUUAUGGCACAUCAGCAAAAAUGCACCGUCACAUUUGGGUCAUCUGAGUGGGGAUAAGGAGUUUCAAGCAUUGUGGAAUAAGUGUUGUACAGGCUGUGAGACAGAGAUGGAAUUUCAAGAAACGUGGGACAAGAUGAAUGAGAUAUAUGAUCUUUCUGGUCAUAGUUGGCUCAAUGGCAUGUAUCAGAUUCGUUCGAAGUGGAGUACUGUCUUUGGUCAUGACUUUUUCUCUGCCGGUAUCAAAUCAUCUCAAAGAAGUGAAAGCACAAAUAAUGUAUUGAAUAGCAUUUCAGGGAAGACCACAUAUCUUACUGAGUUCACUAUUCAGUUUGACAAAUUAGUUACAGGUAUGAGAUCGAGGGAGCUUCAAGAGGACUUUCGAUGCAAACAAGGUACUCCAAAGCCAUUGGUUAGGUGUGGUAUCUUAGAGCAUGCUGCAAUAGUCUAUACCAGAACUAUGUAUAUGGUAUUCCAAAAAGAAUUUAUCUCGAGUCUUGCAACAAUAUGGAGAGAAGUCAAUACAAAUGAAUCAGUGUCUACCUACGAGGUGCAAGAAGAGGGGCACAGUCGAGUUCGCACGGUUCGUUUUCAUGAAGAGAAGAAUGAAGUUCUUUGCUCAUGCAAGAAGUUUGAGGCCAAAGGGAUUCUUUGUUGUCAUGCUCUACGGAUCCUUAGUGUCAAGAACAUCACAAAACUGCCUAAUGAUUAUAUUUUGCAACGUUGGACGAAAGAAGCAAAAAAAGGGAUGAUGGGAUAUGAGAAAGGAUAUGCUUCAAGGAAGACCAAUGAAGAGGCAAAGAUUGUAUGGCGGAACUCCAUGAUGCGCAUAGCUAGCAAUCUUAUAUACAAAAGCCAACACACUGAAAGCAUCAGAAAAACAUUUCAAGAAAGUUUGUUGAGUCUUGAAAUGAAGCUAGAGCAAGAGUUGGAAAACAUAGACUUGGAUGGUCAUAUUGGCAAAGAGGCUACUGAAACUGACAUAAAUGUGGAACCGAUAUUGAAUCCACCAUGUGCGAAGUCGAAAGGACUAAACUACACAAGAGAAAAAGGUCACUUUGAAAAGCGCAAAGCAAAAUCAACAAAAGUGUCAUCGCGAAAAAAGUCCCAAUCAAAUUCCAUGCAUGAACAAAUGACUCUCGAAAGGAAUCCACAGUAUCCAACAUUGCAACAAUAUGUAAGGAAUGCACAGUAUCCAGCAUUGCCAUCUCUUGCGCCUCAAUUUAGUGGAGUUGGACAUUUUGCAACUUCAAAUCCUUUGGGUAUGGCUAUUCCAGAUACUUCUUUUAUGAAUGUCUUGCCAAAUAUUGUUCCAAUGGUUCACUUAAACCAGGGUUCGCUCCCUCAAGUAUACUCAGACAUUCCCAUAUGGCAAUUAAGAGAAGACAAUACGACCUCAAAAUCAGUCAACUGACAAUAGGAAUUUCGACAUCCUUGUGGAGUUUUAUUUUUCAUGAACACACUUUUGACUCUUUCAUUUUCAUGGACACACUUUGGAUACUGGAUACUUUCUUUGUGUUUGGCUUUUACAAGCAAAGACUUAAUUGUUUGUGGGUCGACAACUUUAAUGGACCUUUUAUGUUCAGUUUCUAUGAUUUAUUGAUCAUACAGGAGCUAAGACAUGUUGUAAAAUGAGACUGUUACAUUAUCAUGUCAAUAGUCAAUACUCCACGUGCCAAAGCCCCACCAGUUGGAUUCCAAAAUCAAAUCCUUCUAUUACUUACAUCAUCGUUCAACACGUGAAAAAUGAGCUACAUAGCACACUGUAUCUCUUCUAUGUACAUGCCCUAUAACAACAACAACGACAGUAGCAUUGAGAGCCAUCUCUAGUAUGCUUGCCGCCUGAAACAACAUCUGUUGAGAACAAAAGCAACAUUAUCAU